AAAGAACAACACUAACACAGAAAAAACCACAGACAUAUAACAUUGUGCUUUUCUGGUGACAUACAUACUUGACAUCAAAUAAAACAGAAAAGCAGGGCUUUUUCUGGAACUCUACAAAAUCUUCCUCAAGGUUCUGAAGGCAACGAUCUGAAAACCAAGUUCAUGGCAAUGCUGAGAAGUCUGUUGCUGCUCUUCAUCGUGUUCUCCAUGGGAGAUGCAGAUGUUGAUAUAGGUAGACUAUGCCAGGAUGGAUGGACAAAUUUUGGAGUCCGAUGCUACAAGUUCUUCUCUCAGUCGACCAGCUGGAUCACAGCAGAGAGAAACUGUAUUGAGGAGCAUGCAAAUCUUGCAUCUGUGCACAAUGAACUGGAAAACAACUUUCUGAUUGGUCUGUUGCCUUCUACUACUACACGAUGUUGGCUUGGUGUUCAAGAUGCUGUAGAAGAAGGACAGUGGUUGUGGAGUGAUGGAACUCCAUAUGACUACAGCAACUGGUGCUCUAAUGAACCUAACAAUCUAAAUGUCGAGAACUGUGGAGAGAUCAACUGGAGCUCAGACCGUUGCUGGAAUGAUGCAAGCUGCUCAACCUCAAUGGGCUAUGUUUGUGCUAAAGACUGUGAGAUAUGCAGUCAUCCUGGUCCGCGGUUACGUUGAUUGUGCUACAUUUAAAGUUUCUGAACUUCUCUUUACAAAACAUUCUCAACCUUAAUCUCUUAAUACUGAGACACUCCUUGAAUCAAUAAAAUCAUUAAAGCAAA
Cyprinus carpio (common carp) is the source of this 758-nucleotide messenger RNA. RefSeq names its product galactose-specific lectin nattectin-like. The record is from RefSeq and is a predicted model, not a curated record. NCBI's taxonomy places the organism in Eukaryota, Metazoa, Chordata, Actinopteri, Cypriniformes, Cyprinidae. The transcript has 6 exons. Bases 163 to 654 code for a protein of 163 amino acids.